AUGGCAGCUAAAGAAACAGCAUCUGGCCUCGAUCGCAAUUUUUUUGAAUCCUCGUCCCGGAAAGUCUCCUCCGCCAAGACCCAUGCAGCCAACAAAGCUGCCUCACUGAGGAAAUGCGUGUCCGCCCCAACCUCACCCUACAAGGAAACCUCUGAGCGAAUCACGCGGACGCCUCAUGACUUCCCAGUCUCUCGAAGUUCUUCAAAUUCUUGGCUCGAAGAUUUCUGGGUUUCGGAGACAGGGGCUUUGGUUCUAGAGUACUGGACCAAGGCCAAACAAUGGUAUCGAUCCUAUAGUGAUCACUUCGGUCAUGUGUAUAUUGCGUAUUUCUGUUUCUUCAUCUUGAUAACAACUUCAAACAUAGGAGUUUCGCAAAGUAAUUUCGAUCUCCUAUCCAAUACGAUUGGUGUCGCUGGCGUAUUCUCAGAAACGAUUGAGAAUGCAUAUUUGUUCGAAAGUAUCCCUGUUGAGCUUCGAGAUGCGGGCGCUGAUUUAAGAGCAUAUCAUGAUUUAUAUGCAGAUUCAAGUCGUAAUUCAAGACAUCAUACGCGAGCGGUGAGCAACUUGCUGUCUGAAUUGGAUGGGAUCGAUUAUCAUUGGAAGUCAUUCGAGAAUAGUAGGGAUAAAGCGAUAACGAGUGUCAAGGAAGAACUACAAGCUUCGCGUGCAAUAUUUCAGGCGGAAUAUGAGAGAUUGGGGGGAGCAAAUCGACGGCCAUUGGCUGGAUUAGGGAAACAAUGGGUUAAAAGAAUUCUGUUGCGCGAUCCGUGGGAAUCAAAGGUGCAUUUUACGGAAAGCAAUUGGAUGAAUAGUACAAUUGAAAUGGAAAAUUACAUUGACGUCUGGCGAAACAGAAGAAUACCGGAGCUGAGAUAUAAAUUUACCUCCUACCGGGGGGGCAAGACCGGCGGACUACCGGGAGUAGUAAAAGAAGUGAAGGAUAGUUGGCCGGUGAAGGAUCCGGGGCCUAAAAAAUUCAGAGUCGCGCCAGUAUAUGAGCUGGAGGAGGUAGCAAAGAAGGCGAUUAGUCUCUUGGGACAAGCGGAUGGAGUUUAUAAGGUAUUCUGGCAUGCGUUGCAAACUUUGAGGAAGACAGAGACGAAGAGAAAGGGUGCAUUUGGGAGAGGUCGUCUGGAGAUAUUGUUAGGGAAAUUUGAUGAAUCGAUCAAGAAGUUGGAGGCGGCGGAAUGGAAAAUUAGGGAGAGGCUUGGUAGUAAGUAUUAUUAA
Molecule: messenger RNA, 1227 nt
Organism: Botrytis byssoidea
Lineage: Eukaryota; Fungi; Ascomycota; Leotiomycetes; Helotiales; Sclerotiniaceae
Exons: 1
Coding region: 1-1227 (408 amino acids)
Source: RefSeq, a predicted model, not a curated record